Messenger RNA from Mangifera indica (mango), 907 nucleotides. RefSeq lists its product as uncharacterized. Lineage: Eukaryota; Viridiplantae; Streptophyta; Magnoliopsida; Sapindales; Anacardiaceae. The transcript is spliced from 3 exons. The record is from RefSeq and is a predicted model, not a curated record. The coding region runs from base 161 to 637 and encodes 158 amino acids.
UUUUAAUCUUUCACCCAGUCUCUCACAAGUCACUGUCGAGCUCCACAAGCUAGAGCUAGAACAGCUCAAAUCGUCACCGACUUGCUUGACCUCGACCGUUCUCUGCCACCGACACCGCAACUGCCGAAAACCGGUGAAAAAUCCGGCCUUGAGGUUAAAAAUGGAAGGUGUGGGGUCAAGAUUGGGCCGGGCCUCGGCCCGUUACGGUCCGACGCAAACGGUGUUCAACGGGCCUGUGAGGAAGUGGAAGAAGAAGUGGGUACACGUGUCAUCAGCGAGUCAGUCCAACGGCCACAGUACGACGACCACCACCAACAACGGUUCUCCUCUCCUGCUUUGUAAGUGGACUCCAAUCCCCUCGAACCCCUCCGAAAAAGGUGGAGCUCUGCCGGAAGAACCUCCGAAAAGGCGCUUCCGUUACACUCCUAUUGUGGUUAUAGAGGAUCGAAAGAAGGCUAUUGAAGAAAAGGACGACGAUGAAACUAAAGAAACUGAGACAAAUGUUUUUACAAACUGGUCAUCUUCAAAGAGGAAUGAACUCACUGUUGACAAAGCUUUGAUGAAAGAAACUCAGGAUUCCAACACAAGUCACUUGGAUCUAGGUUUGUGCUUGAAAGGUCAUGGUGAUGACCAAUGAUUCUGCCAGCCUGGAUGAAGAAGAUCAGUUGAUGAAACCAGCAUUUGAUGGCCUAUUUUAGAGCCAACAAUAUAAUCGAGAUGAAGUGAUGCUUCAUUUGUAAUUAAGUAGGCCUUAUCCUUAGAUAUAUUAUUUAGGUCAGCUUCUUUAAAUAAGUGAAACCACUUGGUCUUCUUCCUAUUUUACUGCCUGUGUAUAUUGGUUUACGUAUGCAGCUUCUAUGACACCCCUGUUGUGCAUACUAAUAGGAAUCUUGAUCUCCUUUCUCUA